Molecule: messenger RNA, 2337 nt
Organism: Punica granatum (pomegranate)
Lineage: Eukaryota; Viridiplantae; Streptophyta; Magnoliopsida; Myrtales; Lythraceae
Source: RefSeq, a predicted model, not a curated record
UAUGCUAGGGGCACGCGAUACCGAUGUCAAUGGAAGAAGAGACGGGCAAAUUUUCAAACUUGACUAGGGAAAACAGGAAAAGAAAAAAAAAGAAGGAAAAAAAAAGAGAUUGUAGGGGGCGGUCACCAGCAUUACAACCUACUCAAGUUUUCCAUGUUCAAGAAGAAAAAUGGGCAACUCUACUUGCAUGUGAAAAUCACUGUACUGUCAUGCAUAAUUUCAAAAUUUAUCCGUCUUAUAUAUAUAUGUGUGUGUGUGUGUGUGUAUUUAUAUAUUUUGAAGGGGAAAAAAGCAAAAUGGUGGAAUUAAACUCCAGAGAUGCGCCUUAACCAAAGUGUUCCAUUAAAUGAGCCCCUAUAAAUACUCUGCACCUCUUGCAAUCCUCCACAAAGUAUACCCAUUUACUCCUUUCUUCUUCUCCUCCUCUAGGAAUAGAAACGCUCUCUAGGAACAGAGCCAUGGUCUUCUCAAUGGUGCUGCUGAGGCUGAUGGACUGGUUAUGGUGGCACAUCCUAGCAAACGCAUGGCACAGGGCUGCAAGGAACAUGAGAGGCUGCACUAAGAUUCUCCAGAAGAACCAGUCUUUCAAGUCCCUUCAGGCUCAGUACCCUUCCUUUCCUAGCAUCACCAAGUGUUCCCUAGAGGGCAGGGAGUCUCAGACCUUGGUCUGUGACAUCCUCGGAGCCUUGCUCAGGACAGAAUCCUUCUUCCCUUACUUCAUGCUCGUUGCCUUCGAGGGUGGCAGCAUUGUCAGAGCGUUUCUGCUGUUGCUCUCCUGUCCUGUCUUGUGGUUGUUGGACUUUGAGCUCCAGCUGAGGGUCAUGAUCUUUAUAUCCUUCUGGGGAAUGAGGAUCAAGGACAUGGAGAGCGUGAGCAGGGCAGUCCUGCCCAAGUUCUUCCUGGAGAACCUCAACCCCAAGGCCUACGAGGUCUUAUGUCGAGCUGGGUCCAGGGUUGUCUUCACCAGUGUCCCUAGAGUGAUGGUGGAGGGAUUCUUGAAAGAGUACUUGAGCGUCGAUGCUGUUAUAGGAACCGAGCUGAGCACGUACGGGAAUCGCUUCACGGGAUUCAUAUCUCGGUCUGGUUUGCUGGUGAAGCACCGGGCAGUGAAGGAGUAUUUUGGCGACAAGAAGCCUGAUGUUGGGCUUCAAAGUUCAAGCCUGCAGGACCAUCUCUUCCUUUCCAUCUGCAAGGAAGCUUAUUUGAUAAACAAGGAAGAAGGCAAAAGAGGGAACGCGCUUCUGGCUCUUCCACGAGACAAGUACCCGAAACCUUUGGUCUUUCAUGACGGAAGGCUAGCGUUUCUGCCUACUCCGUUGGCGACCCUCCAAAUGUUCAUGUGGCUUCCUCUGGGAAUCUUACUGGCCAUCUUCAGGCUCCUGGUGGGCAUUUUCUUGCCCUAUAAGGUAGCAAUCUUCCUGGGAACCAUGAGUGGCGUCAACCUGAGGGUGAAAUUGUCUACCUUAGCGAAACCCGACCAGGACCGUAAGAAGGGAGUCCUUUACGUCUGCUCCCACCGAACUCUCCUAGAUCCUGUCUUUCUAAGUACAUCCCUAGGCCAACCUCUGACAGCGGUAACUUACUCCCUAAGUAAAGUCUCCGAGUUUAUUGCUCCCAUCAAGACCGUGAGGCUGACCCGGGACAGGACAAAGGACGGAGAGACCAUGGAGAGACUGUUAAGUGAAGGCGACUUAGUGGUGUGUCCCGAAGGAACAACCUGCAGGGAGCCAUACUUGCUGAGGUUCAGCUCGUUGUUCGCAGAGCUAGCCGACGAGAUCAUUCCUGUCGCUAUGGACACCCAUGUCGCAAUGUUCUAUGGGACUACUGCUAGCGGGCUCAAGUGCUUGGACCCUUUCUUCUUCCUGAUGAACCCAAGACCGACCUACCACGUCCAUGUUCUCGAGAAGCUGCCCAGAGAGCUCACUUGCGCCUGUGGAAGAUCGAGCCAUGAAGUGGCAAACUACAUACAGAAGCAGCUUGCCGCUGUUCUUGGGUUCGAGUGUACCAAUUUGACUCGAAGGGACAAAUACUUAAUGCUCGCUGGGAACGAAGGGAUUGUGCAUGACAACAGAAGUGACAAAGUCUCCACGAACUAGCUUCAAUAAUGGAUUCUUUUUUUGUUUUCCUCUCUGUUUCGUACCUUCCGUUAGUUGCUUGGUCACAAUAGAGAUUCACAUCCCGGCUUACUAAGAUGUCAUGAUGUUCUUGAGCCUAGUCCAAUGUCACAUCCCGGUUGGAUUAAUUUGUGUUAUUAUGAUGAUGAUACACUGCACAUGUGGGACACUCGUGCUCUUGGAUUCCGGAACUAUACAUUUGCAGCAUUUAUUUUAUUCCAAA